This is a messenger RNA of Closterium sp. NIES-65, 1320 nucleotides long. The record is from the annotation of a GenBank genome assembly. Lineage: Eukaryota; Viridiplantae; Streptophyta; Zygnematophyceae; Desmidiales; Closteriaceae.
AUGCCUCACGGGGAGCCUAUCACGGACGACCGCGUCAUCCAUCACAGCGCAGCAGAUGAAGUCAACAAGGCGGUGGCGAAAAUGCAAUCUGGAGGAGAGAACAAGUAUGCCGUCAUUAUCGACGCCGGAAGCACUGGGAGCCGGAUCCACGUGUACCAGUUCAACCCCAAUCUCGAACUGAUGGAGAUCGGCGAUGACUUGGAGUUGUUUGUUGCGCUCAAGCCAGGUCUGAGCUCGUUCCGCGAAAACGCCAAAGGAGCGGCGGACUCGCUCCGUCCGCUUAUCGACAAGGCGCUCACCGUCGUCCCUGAGGAAGUCCGCUCCACCACGCCCAUCCGCGUCGGAGCAACGGCUGGUCUGCGCCUUCUCCCUGGUGACCUCGCUGACAACAUUCUCCAAGCCGUCCGGGAGAUGCUCAAGGAGUACCCCUUCACCUUCGCUGCCGAUUCCGUCAAGAUCCUUGAUGGCGCCGACGAGGGUUCCUUCGCGUGGGUAACUGUGAACUACCUCCUGGGCAAUCUCGGCAAGGACAUCAGCCACACAGUGGGGGUGGUGGAUCUGGGCGGCGGGUCCGUGCAGAUGACGUACGCGGUGCCUGAUGACGUGGCAGCGAAGGCGCCCGAGGGUUACGUUCGGAGGCUGAGCGGAAUGGGCAAGACGUACGGGGUUUACGUGCACAGCUACCUGGGCUUCGGACUGAUGGCAGCGCGCGCUCAGGUGCUCAAGGCGAAGCCACCAGGCAGCGAGGGACAUGCAUGCUUACCCAAGGGCACUGACGACAAGUACGUGUAUGGCACAGAGGAGGUCCAGGCACAUGCGCUGCCGACGGGAGGGAGUGCAGCGGAGUGUGCACUGAUCGCAGCAAAGGCGUUGGAACUGGGAGGGGCCCUUGCUGGCGACCCUGCUCCGUCGUGCUCCUUCGAGGAGUGCACAUUUGGAGGGGUGUGGAGUGGUGGUCGGGGUCAGGGCGCGUCGAAGCUCUUCAUUGCGUCGUACUUCUUUGACCGGGCUGGCCAGCUUGGCGUUAUUCCCGACCCCAAGGCGUCAUCAGCUCCUGUCAAGGCAAAGGACUUCGCAGCGGUAGCUGAGGCUGCCUGUGCUACACCCUUGGAGGAAGUCACAAAGAAGUUUCCUGCGGUGGAGGGCAAGGACGCUCCAUACAUGUGCCUGGACGUGGUGUACCAGCACAAGCUGCUCACCCAUGGCUUCAGAAUUGAUGAUGCAGCAGAACUUACGCUGGUGAAGCAGGUCACGUACAAAGGCAAGGAUGUCGAGGCAGCUUGGCCACUUGGUGCUGCCAUUGAUGCUAUUUCGUCUUAG